Messenger RNA from Spizellomyces punctatus DAOM BR117, 5000 nucleotides. RefSeq lists its product as uncharacterized. NCBI's taxonomy places the organism in Eukaryota, Fungi, Chytridiomycota, Chytridiomycetes, Spizellomycetales, Spizellomycetaceae. Bases 137 to 4849 code for a protein of 1570 amino acids. The transcript has 4 exons. The record is from RefSeq and is a predicted model, not a curated record.
UUUUACUCGUGAUAGGGCCCAAGGAAGAUCUUCCAUUCAGACGCUUGAAUAAGGGUGGAUUUGCCUCCUCUAAGUGCUGCUUAUGCUAGACAGCAUAGUGAUCUACGAGAAUACACGAGUUCUCUGACCGCCAGAUAUGGGGGACGCGGACAAAGAGCGCGAGGAAAAACUGAAAUUGGCGAGGAAGAAGUUGAACAAGUUUCGGCAAAAGAAGGUAACAACUUCCGGUGACGCUGGAGAUGCAAAGGACUACUCGACGGAGCGUCUGAUGCCUUCAAACAAGCUCAAUGGCUCAACGACGUCCCUAGAAUCUGUUGAGAUUGGAGGCGAAGAAAACACGCUGGGCUCUGGGCCAGUGCCAGCACAGAAAGCAAAUACUGGGGUCGUUUCGGCUGGACUGCCUCCUCCACCACCAUCCUCAGCACUGCCACCGCAAGCAUAUACUGCUGCUCCACGGGGAAGAGUAUACGAUCCUGAGGUCCUGAAACCGGACAUAUCACAAGGUGAACUUGAAAAACCAGCGACAGAGGGAAAUACCAAUGAUGGAGGGUCUUUUUUGGGUGGGUGGAUGGGGAGAAUUAUUGGCCGAACGCCCUCAUCGCCGUCAGCACCAUCCAUACAUCCAGAUCACCAUACGAGUGUGGAGGCUCAUACCGUUGGCGUGCCAAGGAAUAAUGCAACAGAUGGUCAAGAUCAGUCACCACUAUCCAUUACACCGCAAUCAACCUCACCUGUCCAUGCUCCUCCAAAGUCGCCUUAUGCUUACACCCAAUCACCUUCCGUCUCACAUCCAACCCCGACUUUGCAAUCUGGUGCGUAUUCGACAUCAGAUAAUUUGCACAAAAUAAAUGAGCUGCAAGCCGCUUUGGAAGUCGCUCGACUGGAAACGAAACAAGAGCACGACGCUCGCAUGGCGGUCGAGCAGCGAGUUACCAUCUUGACAGCGCAGAUUAACGGUGCUCUGGAGCGAAUGGUAAAGGAGAAACAAAGUUUGGUGGAGAAGCUUGCGUCUGCCGAACAGGAAAGAGAUGCGGCAAUUCAGGAAACAGAGAGAUUGAAGGUUGACAAAGAGGGAACUUCAUCAAGCAAUGCACAACUGCAAGAACGAGAGGAGGGUGUUCUUGUCUUGGAAGAAGAAAUUAGGGCGAGGCUGAAGGAAGUUGAACGAUGGAGCAAUGAGGUUUCGGAAAGGGAAAGGGAAUUUUCAAGGGAAAAGGAACGGGUGGAAAAUAUGCUCCGACAAGUCGAAGAGGCGAAGGCAGCGGUUGAGACCGAGCGCAUAGAGCUGGAACGUUUGCGAGACUUGGGGGGCAUGAAGGCGACAGAGGGUGGCGAUGGGUCACCACACGACGAGAUGCUGGCUGAAAUCCAGCGAGCAGGGGAGGAGCUAGAAGAUGAAAAGCGUGCAGUGGAGGAAAUGAGGCAGCGUGCUGAGAACUUACUUGUUCAACAUGAACGCUUCAAGGUUGAUAUGGAAAAGGAGCGUCACGCAAUUCACGAGGAAAGAGCGACGCUGAUGGAGGAACAAGCCCAGUUGCAAGCGGCAAAGGUUGCAGUUGCCACCCAAUAUCAACAAAUUGAGGAAGCUAGGCAGGCAGUGGAAGACGAGCAACAAAACCUUUAUGAGGCUCGACGAAGACUAGAGGCGGAUACGGCUGCCCUGGAAGCUAGAGAAUCGGUUUCCGCGAACAUUACUGGGCAUCAAGACCAACCGGGGAGCUUGGAGCUUGAAGCUGAGCGUGCAGCUCUUGGUGCUCGUGAGUCAGAACUGCAGAAACAAUUUGAUGCGCUGAAUGAGAGGGCGUCAAGUAUCGACCGGAGCGCUAGGGAAGUAAGCGAAGCGCAGCGGUUGCUCGAGGCAGAUAAACGAUCAUUGGAAGCCCAACGGACGCAACUAUCAGAAAGAGAAGAUAAGUUUCGCAAAAUAUCCGAAGAGUUUCUGGCUCGGCAAGAGCAAUCCAAUAUCGAAGCGGAUCAAGUGGCCCGUGACAGGGUGGCUGCCGAGACGCUUCGUAGACAGGUUGAGAUGGAACGAGCAAAGCUUAGUGUUGAGCGCGCGGCUGUUGAGGCGGCCGAGGCCAAAGUGGCCGCUGAUCGCGCAGCUCUUGCAGACAGAGAGGGAAAAUUACAACGGUGGGCUGAAGAGAUCGGCCAUAAGCAGAGUUCUGUGAACGAGGAGAGGCGCCGAUUGGAGGACCAAAGAAACCGUAUUGAGGAAUCAAGAAAGGUGGUGGAGACGGAGCGCAGAACUUUGGAUGCAGAUCGCGCUGCCUUUGCCGAGAGAGAGGUCAAGUAUCGCGAAUUAAUGGACGAACUAUUGGCUAAGCAGGCCACAGUACGCGAGGAAGGAAUCAGAGUAGAGCAAUUGAGAAUACAGUAUGAGAAAGACCGUAGCCAACUGGAGCAAGACCGUCGAUUGCUUUUGGAGCGGGAAGGGCAAUUGCGUCAGCGAACGCAAGAGUUACUGGCCGGACAAGAUGCCGCAACAGAAGAAGCUCAGCGAGCGGCAGACCUGAGACGGCAAUGCGACAUAGAUAGGGCCCAGCUUGAAACCGAACGAACGGCACUUUUGGAGAGGGAAGCCAAGCACAAGCAGGCCGUCGAGGAGUUUUUGAAGCAGCGCCAGGCUGCCAAUGAAGCAGCCGCCCGAACUUCAGAGAAGCAACGUCAGUUGGAAAUUGAUCGGGUCACACUUUCAGAGAGGGAAGCUCUGGCUAACCGAGCGCUGGAAGAUCACGCUGCCAAGCAGCGAGAGUUGGAUGGUGCUAUUCGAACCUUCAACGAAUUCAAGGCACAGCUAGAUUCCGCCAUGCAGCAGCGGGAGGCUAGUUUACAGGACGAAAAGCGAGAGCUCGAGGCAGAGCGAGCGGCUAUCAAACAACACGCCGCCAAGGAACGCGCAGAGAUGGAAGCCCAGAUGAGAGUGGAACGAGCCAAGUUGGAGGAAUCCUUGAGGAUGGUGGAAGCUGACCGAGCUGCCGUCAGCAAGAGGGAAGAAACAGUGCGAAAGUCGAUGGAAGAUAUUGACAAAAAGAAAGUUGUGUUAGCCGAAGAGUUGGGCAAAAUCGAUGUGGAGCGGAGUCGAGUGGCCGUUUUGAGAGCACAGGUUGAACAGGAACGUGUGGAGACGGAAGCAAAACUCAGGACUAUAACUGCAAAAGAAGCGGAACUUGCUCGUGCUCUGUCAAAUGCACCUGGCUCAUUGAAGAGUUUGGGUGGCGAAUCUCCAGAGCGUGUCAAGACUCUUGAGACACAGAUCGCACAACUGUCGCUGGAAAGGGACACAUUGCGCGAGCGUCUCUCUACUGCACUUACGACACACGAAGCGGCCGCAAGGCAGAUGAGCUUGCAUGGCACUGAUGUGCAAUCAUUACGGGAUCGAAUUGCGGAGUUGGAAAGGGAGAACCGAAGCUUUCAAAGUAAUGUUUUGCGGCUAACCGACAUGCUCGAAAAUGAGAGGCGGAAAGAUAUUGGCGGUGUGGGCAUAGGCAAAGGGCCGUCCAUCCUGACCUCUCCAGUCCCAUCUGUCCAUACCCAUGUAGAUGACCGCGUGCAUGCAUUGGAACUGGAGCUUGCCCGAUUACGAACCGCAGUGGGGCAAAAUGGCCAUCCACUCGGGAAUGCGGAGCAACAGGGCCUUGCCAACGACAACCGAGGAAGCGACGUUGUGAAACCGUCAAUUCAAGCGUGGACUGGCCCCGACAAACUUUUGUCAGAAGCUGGUGCUGGUGAAAGAGAAGGAAAAACCACGCAUGACCUACUUAAUGUGAUAGUGGCACUGACAAGUACGAACCAAAGUCUUAGCAACAAGCUGGAAGAGUUGGGAUCUCAGCAUCGACCACCAGGAACGUUACCAAUGCCAGUACCCUCUCCCAUCCCACCCAGUUCUAUGGCACCGCAGGCCCGUACACCUCGUAUUCCUGAUGUGCGUCCACAGCAAGAUCAGCAUAGCCGGUAUUACGACGGGUAUGAUCGACCUCCAUUUCCAGAAGCAGGGGGAUCAUUUUACGGUGCAGCCGGUAGAGACACGCACCAGGCUGACUAUCCUCGACGACCCACCAGUCCGUAUGUUGGCAAAGGUCGUCAGGAGGAAGGGUACGCGACCGACUAUGAUUAUGAAACUGGGCGCGGACUGAGGAGAGGACGGCCUGUCGUACCUGCUCCUGUGUAUUCAAAUGGGGAUCGUAAAGUGUCUGUCGCGUCCGUGCGCUCUGAGUACAAGGAUGCUGAUGGAAGUAGAGGGCAAGCCACACGGAAAGUGGGCGGGGUCUCCGUGCCAGAUGCCGCCGGAAACAGCAGUAGAAGAGAAUCGGAAGCACACAGGGGGUCAAGGGGACCAUCGACUACUCGUCCUGGCCCUUACCAGACUACGCGAAGAAUGAGUAUCACCUCGGAUCGCUCAGAUGCUGCUAGCCAUACAUCCACGUAUUCCACCGCAACAGCUGCUGCUGCCGCUGCAGCUGCCCGAACAGCUGCAUUGAGAGCAAAAUUAGAGGCUGCAAGAGCACGAGUUGGUGGCGAAAGCACUGCAGCCCCUAAUCUUACAAGUGCCAGCGUUCCUGCUCCGGUUCCGUUGCCCGAAGCGGUUCGACCACCGCAACCCACUAGGUAUCGCAACCCUCCACAAGGAGCACCACGAUCAUCUUCCGCAGAUCGCGACAAGGACCGCGAAGAAAGGCCGAGAAGACCCAGUGGACGACACCCACCAUCUGAGGCUACCACGGGUAUGCAAUUGUACUUUAGUAAUGAGGAUUUAGCCGGAUUCAGCGAAACUACCAAGAGAAUCUUGUUUGGGGAGGGAGAAGGUGGUAGUAGUAGAAGUGGACAUGGGUCAACCAGAGGGGCAUGAGCUUGUGCAGUUGUAUGGAAACAAUGCGGAGCGUGUAUUUUCUUGACACGAGCUGUCAUGUGGGGAUGGGUGAUUGUAAAGACCUCUUUCUUUUGCUUUUAUGUUGAUUUUAAUUGAUGAUUUUUUUCUACAUGGUAUUGGAUGUAUGUUG